GGACCGUCCGGCUGCCCCCGCCUCCUUCCGUCCGAGCCGUGCUCUCCCGCGGCUGCGCCGGCCCGGCAGUCCCGGAGACAAAGCAGCGCCGCCGCGGUCGCCGCCCCCGAGCGGGUCCCGGGCCAUGGCCGGGCCGCCCCCCGGCCCCGCUCCUCCCGUGCCGCCGCCGCCCUAGGCCGCGCCGCGAGCGCAUCUGAGGCUCGGAAAGGUGAGGUGGUUUCCUCAAGGCCCCCAGCCCACCCUGGAGGAGGCGAGAACUUGGCCCCUUCAGCUUCCUGCCGGCCGCAGGCCGUUGAAUCAGCGGACUCUGAACUUCUUGGAAAACAGCGGCUGUGAGCGCCAACUACAUGCCAAGCGCGGGAGUCCCCUGCCUCCUCGAGCAGGCAGAGAUGACGCAGAUGUGGAAACAGAGGCCCAGAGAGGCUUAAAGCUUGCCCAGGGUCACACAGCCCUAACACUGCAGAACUGACACUUGAGUCCAGAGAAGAGCAAGUCGAGACCACAGCUGGGCAGAGGCCGGCGAGGAAGCCUUCCUUGACUGACUAGGCAAGUGAGAUGAGGGAGCAAUCGCCCCCUCUGCCCUGGGUCAGGUUGCCUGGCUGGGCCCCCUGUGACCUGCUGCUCCCAGGAGAGCCACCACCCAUACCUCAUUCCUCCAAGGCCUGAGCAGGCGGCCAUGAAGCUCAACGAGCGCAGCCUGGCCUCGUACGCGACGAGCGGCGCGCCGGCCGACCGCGCGGGCUUCCUGUUCCAGCGCGCGGGCCGCGCCGCCGCCUACCUGCGCCGCUGGUUCGUGCUGCGCGGCAACAUGCUCUUCUACUUCGAGGACGCGGCCAGCCGCGAGCCGGCGGGCGUCGUCAUCCUGGAGGGCUGCACGGUGGAGCUGGUGGAGGCCGCCGAGGAGUUCGCCUUCGCCGUGCGCUUCGCGGGCGCCCGCGCGCGCGCCUACGAGCUGGCGGCCGAGAGCCAGGCGGCGCUGGAGGGCUGGGUGAAGGCGCUGUCGCGCGCCAGCUUCGACUACCUGCGCCUCGUCGUGCGCGAGCUUGAGCGCCAGCUGGCCGCCGUGCGCGGCCCCGCAGAGUCCCUCUCGGUGAGGGACAGACUCAGCCCCUUCCCGCUGCCUGGCACCCGGCUCCGGGAGCAGGGGGCUGUCCGUGUGUCUGCCGGCACCAGCUGA
Molecule: messenger RNA, 1177 nt
Organism: Equus quagga
Lineage: Eukaryota; Metazoa; Chordata; Mammalia; Perissodactyla; Equidae
Gene: PHETA1
Product: PH domain containing endocytic trafficking adaptor 1
Exons: 7
Coding region: 677-1177 (166 amino acids)
Biological process (GO): retrograde transport, endosome to Golgi; endosome organization; receptor recycling
Cellular component (GO): recycling endosome; early endosome; trans-Golgi network
Source: RefSeq, a predicted model, not a curated record